AGGCGAGGCGAGGCGAGGCGAGGCGAGGCAGGGAGGGGGAGCCUCGCCUGGAUGCUGACUCCAGCUCGGGGGCUGCUCAUUCCCCCGAUGAGCGAGGGCGCCGGCAGCGGGAGCGCCCCCCCCUCCCCGUGCGCCGCCGCUCACCGCUCGGGCUGAAGUUUGGCACGGGGAUCUGCCCCGCUUUCCCAAGGAUUGUACCGCUGCCGCUUCACUUUGCGCCUCCAGACGUGCCUUCCCCGACCCCUAAGAUGAAGAGGGCGAUAGCUGAAGGAAGCAAACUGCUGAUUUUGGUGCUUUGCUUGAACAUCCCGUCAGAAGCGGAGUCCUGCCCCGGGGCGUGUGUAUGCUACAGUGAGCCCAAGAUCACCAUCAGCUGCCAGCAGCAGGGGCUGACAGCCAUCCCCACGGAGAUCCCCAUCCAGAGCCAGCGCAUCUUCCUGCACAACAACCGGAUAACCCUGGUGAGGGCCACCAGCUUCACCUCCUGCCGCAACAUGACCAUCCUGUGGAUCCACUCCAACAACAUCAGCCUCAUCGAGCCCGGGGCCUUCUACGGGCUCACCAAGCUGGAGGAGCUGGACCUCAGCGACAACACGAACCUGAAAUCCAUCAACCCCGUCACCUUCCGCGGGCUCGUGCACCUCCACACCCUUCACCUGGAUCGCUGCGGGCUCCUGGAGCUCUCCACGGGGCUUUUCCGAGGGCUGUUCUCCUUGCAGUACCUCUACCUUCAGGAUAAUAACCUCCAGAUCCUGCUGGACGACACCUUCAUCGACCUGGCGAACCUCACGUACCUGUUUUUGCACGGGAACAAAAUCAAGAGCUUGUCGGAGAACGUCUUCCGCGGGCUGAUCAACCUGGACCGGCUGCUGCUGCACCAGAACAGGGUGAGCGCGGUGCACCGGCGCGCCUUCCACGACCUGGGCAAGGUGCUGACCUUGUACCUGUUCAACAACAACCUGACGGUGCUGACGGGGGACACCAUGGCCCCCCUGGUGUCCCUGCAGUACCUGCGCCUCAACGGCAACCAGUGGAUCUGCGACUGCCAGGCGCGCUCGCUCUGGAACUGGUUCAGGCAGUUCAAGGGCUCCUCCUCGCAGCUGGAGUGCCACCUGCCCCCCCGCCUGGCCGGCCGCGACCUGAAGCGGCUGCAGAGCUCCGAGCUGGACGGCUGCGUGGAGUCCUUCAACCAGAUCCGCACCAGCGUCUUCAGCACCAAAACCAGGGCGGGGAAGCUGCCGACGGGGCUGCCCCCCCUGGGCUCCCGCGACGGCUCCUCCAAGUGCUGCCAGCCAGAGAUGGACAAGUCCUUCAUCUACGAGGCCAAGGGCAAGGCAGGGCCCUCCUCCCACAGCAGCCGCUCCUCCAACAACCACCUCAAGGAGAAGGAGAACAUGUCCAGGCCCAAGUACAUGGAGACAGACCCUUCCAAAAAUGGCAGCAACAAGCAGAUAAAUGAUUCCCCCUUUGGGACCUUCCCCAGCAUUGUAGACCCUCCUUUGACCAAGUUGAGACCUGAGUUUCUAGAGCCCAUUGAACCUUCCACAGUCCCAACCAAAAAGAGGCAGGGCUGCUCUAAAAAGAACAGAUCAAAGGCCCAGUGCCGCCUCACCCAGCAGGGGAACAGCUCCACGUUACAGCUCAGCCUAAGCCUUUUGAUCCCCCCCUUGGUGUGGAGCUUACUGUUAUUCUGCUAAAAUUAACUCUUUUCCUGGGUUGAUCACACUUUAAUACUCGACUUUUGCUGACCUCCAUAAAUGUUACAAACAAAAGCAGGACUCCCACCCACCGUGAGAAAGCUUUGUUACACAAAACUUAACUGGAUGCCUUUAUUAAAACAAACAAACAAAAAACAAACAAACAAAAAAAGACAAAUACCGAGAUGUACAUAAUUUAUUUGUCCUGAAACCUGUGAAUUAUACCUUUGGUCUUCGGAACUGCACUUGCCCACAAAGCAGCUUUUGCUACAGCUGAUGGUAAAGAGAUACGGUUUAUUUACAGGGAAAAAAAA
Molecule: messenger RNA, 2011 nt
Organism: Ficedula albicollis (Collared flycatcher)
Lineage: Eukaryota; Metazoa; Chordata; Aves; Passeriformes; Muscicapidae
Gene: RTN4R
Product: reticulon 4 receptor
Exons: 2
Coding region: 249-1697 (482 amino acids)
Cellular component (GO): plasma membrane
Molecular function (GO): protein binding
Source: RefSeq, a predicted model, not a curated record